AUGGGCAAGUCAAAGAAGAAGUCGCACUAUGCCGUAGCGCGCGGAAGAAAUGUAGGCAUCUAUCGCACCUGGGAGGAGUGCAAGGCUCAAGUGAACGGCUUCCCAGGUGCGGUAUUCAAGGGCUUCCAAAGCGCCGGCGAAGCUCGCCACUACCUCAAACACCGCAGCCUCGAGCAGCCGCUCCUGCUGCUCGACCCUGGGACCACCGCCCACAGCGCCGGCGUAGGCAAUGACGCCCACGCCAUGCGGCCCGCCAAGCGGAUGCGCUACUCGCCAGCCUCUUCUACUACAACUGCUACUACUGCACCACCGCCGCCGCCCUCUUUCGAAGCCGGCGUCGGGGCCGCGGUGACGCUGAACGAGGAGCAGAAGCGGGCGCUGGUGCUGGCCAAGAUGGGCUACUCCCUGUUCCUCACGGGCGGCGCCGGCACGGGCAAGUCCUUCCUCCUCGGCCACAUCGUCGAGCGUCUGCGCCGUCUGCACAAGGACCCAGAAGCCGUCGCCGUCACCGCUUCCACCGGAGUGGCAGCGUGCAACAUCGGCGGUGUGACGCUGCACCGGUGGACGGGGAUCGGACUCGGGGACGAGAGCAUGAAGGUCAUGCUAGGUCGCGCCUUCGGCAAGAAGGAACAGUGGCAGAAGGCCCGCGUGCUCAUCAUCGACGAGAUCAGCAUGAUAUCGGCCGACCUGUUUGACAAGAUUGAGUACAUCGCGCGGCGCGUGCGCAACUGGUACAGGGACCCAGACCAGGAACGGCCCUUCGGCGGCCUCCAGGUCAUCUGCUGCGGCGAUUUCUUCCAGCUUCCGCCUGUGGUCCGGGAAGGGGACGAGAACAAGGCAUUUGCGUUCAACGCCGAAUCGUGGCCAUUGAUUAUCGACGCCGUGGUACAGCUGAACGAGGUGUUCCGACAGAAAGACGUGCGAUUCCAGGCGAUCUUGAACGACAUCAGGCUGGGCGCAUGCUCCGACGAAGCCGAAUACGCCUUGAAUACGUGCUGGAUGCGCAAUUUGGACGACGGCUCGGGAAUCCUGCCCACCAAGCUGUGUCCCACCAACAAAGGCGCCGACCUGAUCAACUGGGACCACCUCGACCAAAUCAAGGGCUUUCCCAUCGAAUACCCGGGGACCGACCAGCUACCCAGAGAAGAAGAACCCCGCAGGAUACUCGCCAACUGGCUCGAUACUGGCUGCAUGGCCACCGACCACCUCGAGCUCAAGCUCGGCGCGCAGGUGAUGUUGAUCAAGAACCUCUCGUCCGAGCUGGUAAAUGGCUCCCGUGGCGUCGUGGUGGGCUGGGCCGAUCAAGGUUACACUCCCCGACGUCUUAGAAAUAUGAACAAUACGCCGUACUCGCCCUACUCCCAGUAUCUCUACAACUCUGGUCAACAGUUCGAUUGGCUUCGGGAGCACCUCUACAAGCCACUGCCCGUGGUCAAAUUCGUGGGCAGCAAGACGCCGAUCAUCAUCGGACCGAUGCUGUUCAGUGCGAAAUACCGGGAACACGACCGAGAGCACGAGGCCGCCAGGUGCCAGCUUCCGCUCAAGUUGGCCUGGGCCGUCACCAUCCACAAAAGCCAGGCCUACGUCGCGCUCAGCCGCGUGCGCACGCUCGAGGGCCUCUGUCUCGGCUCCCGCUUCCGCAAAGAGCACGUAAUGGUGAGCAAGGCGGUGGUGGAGUUCUACCAGAAGUUCGGCUCGCCGUGUGAGUUUCCAAUCAAAGCGGGCCACGCCGUGCCGCGGGUCGUCGUGGCCGAGUACGACGAGUGGGCGCCGCCUCGGGGCUUGCCGCUCGACAUCAGCCCCGCGGCCAAGGAGCAGGCCGUGCUGGACCUCCGUCCUCCCCUGCCCACCUGGUAUCAGCCCUGA
Molecule: messenger RNA, 1866 nt
Organism: Acanthamoeba castellanii str. Neff
Lineage: Eukaryota; Discosea; Longamoebia; Acanthamoebidae
Exons: 16
Coding region: 1-1866 (621 amino acids)
Biological process (GO): DNA repair; telomere maintenance
Molecular function (GO): DNA helicase activity
Source: RefSeq, a predicted model, not a curated record